Messenger RNA from Paramisgurnus dabryanus, 4480 nucleotides. Lineage: Eukaryota; Metazoa; Chordata; Actinopteri; Cypriniformes; Cobitidae. The record is from RefSeq and is a predicted model, not a curated record.
UCUAUGUUUCGCCUAGAUGAGAGAAGUAUCCCAGAAGGCACCGCUGUAAAAACAUAGUGAUUACAGGAAAUCAGGAGACAGCGUGAUGAGCUCUAAACAUCAGAAGUCAUAAUGCAGAUGACUUUACUGUCCAUCACAGUGUGGCUUACACACUUCCUCAUAGCCUCAUCUCUCAAUUACAACACACCAACUGCAGACACCCAGGAGAACAAUACUGAAGCAAUACAAAUCACUGGAGCAACAACAAAAACAAGCAUGCAUACAACAGCUUUGUCCCCACCGGUCACGACAUCACAGGACAACACAAUAAUAACAACAGAUUUGGCUGGUGAAGCACAAACACAUGCAAGUUCAACUCUGAACGCGACCUCCACAGAGGAAACAGUACCUAUGCAUCAAUCUCAGAAUGACUUCAUGGAUACUGCAAAUACAACAGAUGGUGAAAGAAAUACUGUUAUGUUUCAAACAGACACAAGUGUAACAGAUACAACCGUUUCAUUUUACUUUGCAAGGCUGACACCACAAAAGGACGACAAAAAUGAAACAGGAAGACGGUCAAGUGCACACGACACGGGUUACGAUGAUGAACACAGCAGUUUGGGCUCGGUUACUCAAACACAGACUGAAGGCAUCUGGGAUACCACACCAGACAAGCAGCCCACAUCAGAACCGCUCAACAGUGCCCAAACAGCAUCGUGGAAAGACUGGACAGUAGAAAGCAACGCAACAAUGAAAGAAAAUUACGAAAUGAGCUCCACCCAGGCAGCAUUUGCUAAUUCGAACGAGGAGUCAACAACACAAGGCACAACUGGAAGUGACGGCCUCAUGACUGAUCAUACAGCUCAAACACACAGAGAGGAACAUUACAACACAACAGAUACAACUUCUGCAACACCAACAAUAGACAGCAACUUUAUAACUUCUCAAAACUCAGACGUACCCAUGACCACAACCUUGCAUACCCUAAAUUUUACAGAAACAGCUGAAAAUCACAGCGUAACACCUGUCAAUGAAAUGAAAAGUGGUGGACGCUGGACGGGACAGUCCAGCACAGAGGACAGUGGGGUAAAUGAAUCUACAACACAAUAUAUAGUCACAAACUCUACAGCGCACACAGGAAGUGAAAAUAGGACACUAGUUACCUUAGACACACCCAGUGACACCACCGAUAUCAACAACAGCUCCAUCGUAGGUGAAGUUGUAACAGACAUAAAUGUCACAUCAAUUAAAACUGACACAGAAAACAGACUUUGGCCUGAAUGUUUCGACACAAACUCAAAACAAACUCAAUUGCAAUCAAAACUGGUGUGCUUUAUUACACUGUGGACGUUGGCCAUCACUGCUACGGUAUUCCUGGGAAUAAGCAUUUUCCUGUGGGUCCGUAUUUCGGUUGUAAAAAAAAGGAUGACGGUUAGUGGAAGAAGGCAGGUGGAAAAAGGUGGACCGAGGGAGAGGGAGAGCCUGUGGGCCGAUCCAAAAACAUCAGUACAGGAGAGAGUGGAAUUCUGGUAUGUUAACGGAUCAACGUUGGAGGCAGACAGGAAGGAGAGGGGAAGAAAGAGGGAGGAGAGGAUCAAGAGGAAAAAACAGGAACAGAAUCAGAACGAGAACGAGUUGUGGAUUCAGCCAAGAGUGACUGUGGAUGAUUUAACAGAGUUUUGGUACGCAAAUAGAAGAAUUAAGGAGGAGAGGACAGAAAGACAUUGAAAGACUUCUGGAGAAUAGACUUUAGACAGUUCUACCUCCAGGAAUCAGCCUGUAUAUAUAAACACUUUGAUGGACAGUUAAGGGCGGUUUCCCGGACAGGGCUUAUCCUAGUCCCAGACUAAAAUGCAUGCUUGAGCUGUCUUAAUUUAAAGGGACAUCCCACUUUUUUUUGAAAAUAUGCUCAUUUUCCAGUUCCCCUAGAGUUAAACAUUUGAUUCUUACCAUUUUGCAAUCCAUUCAGCUGAUCUCCAGGUCUGGGGCUAGCACUUUUAGCAUAGCUUAGCAUAAUCCAUUGAAUCUUAUUAGACCAUUAGCAUUGCGCUAAAAAUAACCAAAGAGUUUCGAUAUUUUUCCUAUUUAAAACUUGACUCUUCUGUAGUUACAUCAUUAACUUAGACCGACAGAAAAUUAAAAGUUGCGAUUUUCUAGUCAGAUAUGGCUAGGAACUAUACUCUUAUUCUGGCGUAAUAAUCAAGGACUUUGCUGCCGUAACAUGGCUGCAGGAGGCGCAAUGAUAUUACGCAUUGCCCGAAAGUAGUCCCCUUGAUAACUUUCAAUAGCAGGGGUCUAUUUUUUAGGCAGUGCGUAAUAUCAGAUUUAAUGGAUUAUGCUAUGCUAAAAGUGCUAGCGCCAGACUCGGAGAUCAACUGAAUGGAUUCCAAAAAGGUAAAAAAAUCAAAUGUUUAACUCUAUGAGAAGUGGUAAUUAGUAGAUUUCCAAAAAAUGUGGAUUGUCCCUUUAAAAACAUCUUGUACUGACAUAUCUGAACAUAUAUCAGUGCCACUGUUUUGUCUUAAGAUGCACACCAAUUUUGUUUUUGUAAGGUUUAUUUGUAAAAACUACUUAAUAAUAUGUAAUAAUAACUGUAAUAAUAUAACUAAGGCCUAGUCCUGGAUUAAUCUAAACCCUGUCUGGGAAACCGACCCUUUAUGUAAGAAAAUAAUUCUGAUAGUAACAUAGUAAGAUCUGCUGGCUUGAUCUUACACUUUUGGUUGUCUGAGGACAAUUCACAAACUGAGAAGAAAGUAUAAAGUAUAUUGGAAAGUGAUGAUGAGUAAGUUGAUUCAGUUGGGUGGAUAACAUUAAGAAAUGAGAAAAACUGAAAAGUUGCCCGACCGAAGAAAGCUUAACAGGGUUUCCCCUGAUCUUUUAUAGGAAAAAGCAGGGAGCUCCAUUUAAACCACAUAAUUUUACUCCAUCACUUUAGCAUAUGAACAUGUACAUUUUAAAAGAUUCCUUUCUUGAGCUUACAAAUGAGUUGGUAUGCAUUUCUUUAUAAUUUUGAUAUUUGUUUUCUACUUAUUUAUUACAUUAAACUGCAAUGUUUAAAGGAACAUCCUCUAUAACGUUUCUGGCUUUCUAACCUGCCAAAAGUUGUGUACAGAUAUAUAUACACAUUUGGUAACAAUGUAGCUUUGAGAUACUAAUAUAAACUCUUUGGUAUCAAUAUGUGCCUCUAAACAACUAAUAUGAAGUCUUUGGUACCAAUUUGUACCUUCGAGAUAAUAAUAUAAACUCUUUGAACAACUAAUGUGAAGCUUCUGGUAACAAUAUGUACAUUUUAGGUACUAAUAUUAAUUCUUUGGUACCACAUCUACACUCUAAAAACAAAUGGCGCUAACUAGCCCUAAAAGUGGUUCACUGGCUCGUAAUCAUAGGAGAACCAUUUCAAGUGCCAUAUAGCAGCUAUGUAGCUGUGCUGUACAGAACCAUAUCUGGUGCUAUAGUGGUGCUAUAUCACCCCCGAAUGGUUCUUCAUAGGUUUUUAUAGAUGCUAUAUAGCACUAAAAAUGGUCCCCCUAUGAUUAUAAGCUUUUAGGGCUAUUUAGCACCAAUUUGUUUAAGAGUGUACCUUUGAGAUACUAAUAUGAAGUCGUUGGUACCAAUAUGUACCUCUGAAAAAUUAAUAUGAAGUCAAAACUAUUUGGUACCAGUAUGUACCUUUGAGUUACUAACAUGAACUCUUUAGAUGCAAAAGUUUAUUUUUUAAAGGGGACAUUUCACAACACUUGAUAAAGAUGUCAAAUAAAUCUUUGGUGUCCCCAGAGUAUGCAUGAGAAGUUUUAGCUCAAAAUAGCAUAGAUAAUUAAUUAUAGCAUGUUAAACUUGACACUUUGUAGGUGUGAGCAAAAAUGUGCCGUUUUUGGAUGUGUCCUUUAAAAUGCAAAUGAGCUGAUCUCUGCACUAAAUGGCAGUGCCUUGGUUGGAUAUUGCAGAUUAAAGGGCAGGAUCAUCCCCUUCUAACAUCAUAAGGGGAGUCAAAUUUGAAUGACCUAUUUUUCACAUGGUUGCAGAUUUGUUCACCACAAAUAAGUUACUGGGUUGUUAUUUUUACAUUUUUUAGGUUGAUAGAAGCACUGGGGCCCAAUUAUAGAACCUAAACAUGGAAAAAGUCAGAUUUUUAUGAUAUGUCCCCUAUGUCCAUUAUUUGACCAUUUUAUUCUGACUUCACACUUGCAGCUUCUGGUUUAGUCUUUUCUAGUGGUGACUUACCUAAAAAAUAUUCUAGGAUUGAUCACAGCUAAUAAAAUAUUUGGUUACACUUUAUUUUAAGGCGUCACUGUUACAUUGUAAUUAUAUAUUUAAGUACUAAGUAAUAAUCAUCAACAACAUGUACUUACUGUAGGGUUGGGGUAAGGAUUAGGGUUUGGUUUAGGAUUAGUUGCAUGUAAUUAUGCAUAAUGAACUGUUAUUACUAUAAUAAUUACAUGUAACAUGUGUAACAAAGACACCGUAAAAUAAAGUGUUACCAAAUAUUUUUGUAAAUCUUCCA